Spodoptera littoralis (African cotton leafworm) is the source of this 756-nucleotide messenger RNA. Lineage: Eukaryota; Metazoa; Arthropoda; Insecta; Lepidoptera; Noctuidae. The record is from the annotation of a GenBank genome assembly.
AUGGAAACCAAGCGUCACAAGCGAAAAGUUUUGAAAUUUCCAGAAACUGCUUACACAUAUUAUAUCAAACAAUAUUGUAAAAAAAAAGGCACUUCUGAAACCAAGCAUCCUAAUGUAUUAGUUGAAGCAACUAAGUCAUGGUUGACUUUAACAGAAGCUGAGAAACAGCAACUUACCAAAGCAUAUAAGGAAAAAGAACACAAGAUCAGACUACACUAUUUUGAUCAGUUGAAAAAUGCAGAACCAUUCUUGAAAGUGAAAAAUGUAUCUGGACAGAUAAGCAAGGAAUUUGAUAAAAGUAAUUCACCAAUUCAGGAGUGUCAAGAAGAGGUUGAAGAAGACUGCUUGCAAAUAGACACAGAUAAACACCAAGUAAUAGGAAAUAAUGAAUUGGUCACUGUUGAUUGUAAUGAAGAUUUACUAAUAGAUAAUGUUAUCGAGGAUUUACAAAUUAAUCAAGAACUUCAAGAACAUGGUCCUAAUGAAUCCCUUAGGAAUGUAGAAGAAAUAUCUUGCAUGCCUCUGGUAGAACCAUCACCUCCCACAAUAAAAACUAGUAAAGAUUUGUUUUUCAUGCUUAAUUCUGUAAAUGGAUCCAGCACCUUAAAUUGGACAGACCUAACACCAUCACAAAAGAGCCAGUACAGAAGUGCCGUAUAUUUAUUGAAAAAAGAUUACAUCAACAAAUAUAAAGAAUAUUUGUAUAGUUUAGCUCCAAAAGAAUUAUUUGAUUAUUAUCAUAAAAUCAUAUUUUAA